Messenger RNA from Xenia sp. Carnegie-2017, 5529 nucleotides. Its product is annotated as collagen alpha-1(I) chain-like. Gene Ontology annotation, cellular component: extracellular region. The record is from RefSeq and is a predicted model, not a curated record. The transcript has 73 exons. NCBI's taxonomy places the organism in Eukaryota, Metazoa, Cnidaria, Anthozoa, Malacalcyonacea, Xeniidae. The coding region runs from base 224 to 5338 and encodes 1704 amino acids. Gene Ontology annotation, molecular function: extracellular matrix structural constituent; peptidase inhibitor activity.
GUGUUUCAACAAAUGAAAGAUACGAUGAAAGAAGUCGUAAAUGGUUUUAGUGUUUCAGAAAUUGGAGCGAGAAUUUCUGUAAUAGCUUAUGAUAAAGAUGCAAGAAUACUUUUAAAUUUUAAAGAAAAUGUAGACUUCCAAAAUGUGGUUAGGAAAAUUGAGAAAUUAGACGGAGAGACGUCUUGACUUGGCUCUUCUCACUGUACAAUCUGAAAUAUUUUCUAUGAAAGCCGGUCGACGUCAGGGAGUUCCUGCAGUACUAAUUGUUUUAAAUGGGGGCACACCAUCCACUUUAUCUAAAUUGAAUGGAAUCACAAGAUCAUUAAAGAACUCUAUAGAUAUCUGGAGUAUGAAUAGUGGGCCACAGUCUUCAUCGCAGUAUAUGAAAGAUAUGGCGUCUUCGGAUGAUCAAUUUCUUCAAACGACGUUUCUUGAGAAUCUGAAUCCAUUUAUUUCAAGGAUUAGUCAAAAACUUUGCUCAGAUAAACCGGGUGAGUGUCCUCGGCCCCAGAAUAUCUUUUGCUUGGAUCAAAGCAAUUCAUGUGAAAAAGAUCAUGAAUGUCCUGGUUAUUCAAAAUGUUGCUAUAACGGAUGUCGUAAAACAUGUUUGCAAGUUUCUGUCGUUUGUGACAAACCGUUGGAUCUAGCUAUUUUAUUGGAGUCAUCCAGAAAAUUGGGAAAGAAUAAUAUUCGCAAAUUGAAGGUUUUCACGAAAGAUCUUGUCAAUUCGUUAAUUUCUGGCAAUUCAUUGACAGAGAUAGCAUUAUUAUCAUACAGUAGCUCCUUAACAAUUCAUUUUGGCUUCAACAAAUAUAAAGGCAUUUUAAACAAACGUAAUAACAUCAUGAGAUCAAUUGAUCGAAUUAUGUUUGCUGGGAAUACAAAUUUUGCUGCCCAUCUUGCUAUAAAGCGGGCGUAUGUACAGAUAUUCACGACAGCAAGUGGAUCUCGAUUGAACGCAGUCAAGGCUGUAGUCUUGAUUACAGAUGGUCAGUUGUCAGACCCAAAGAUAAUAAGUGAAGCAAAUGAGUUAAAAAGACGCGGAGUAUCUAUCUUUCCAGUGGCAAUUUCGAAAAAUGCAAAUGUUACCAUUUUAAAAAAGAUUGCAUCAGAUCAUGUGUUUCUUGCUUCAUCUGCACUUGCAGCAAGUCAAUAUCUUAGCCAGAUAUCACUAGAAGCUUGCAAAGCUAAUUCUCCUACUGUUAUAAAAUUGAUGAAAGGACCACAAGGUGAGCCUGGAAGGCCUGGACCUAAAGGAAAUAGAGGACUUAAAGGAUUACCAGGAAAUUCUGGAUUCAGUGGACAAGCUGGCCGAGAUGGUAGAAUUGGUACACCUGGUACAUUUGGACGUGCUGGUCCACCAGGUUCUCGAGGACCAAGAGGUUCACCUGGACCAAUUUUUAUCCAAAUGGCAGGUACAGACUCUAAUGGCAGAAUACGUAGAGUUAUGGUUAUGCCGUCAAAUAAUGUUGGUCAAUCUGGCAUCAAGGGGCGUCAAGGAAUUAGGGGAGCUAGAGGAAAACUUGGGGAUUCUGGAUUGAGAGGAAGUAAAGGAGAAACUGGUACACCAGGCCGUCCAGGACAACGUGGACCAUAUGGUAGUGAAGGACUUGCUGGACGUCAUGGCGACGAUGGAUCACCAGGAAGGCCGGGUACACUUGGUGAUAAGGGUGAACGCGGUGAAGCUGGAAAAUCUGUUGGAUUUGGAGAAAAAGGACACAUGGGGCUUAAAGGUAAUAAAGGACUACCAGGUAUACCAGGGGAUCUAGGAGAUAUGGGAAAAAGAGGUGAAAUUGGAGUUAGAGGACGAAUUGGAAAGAAGGGUGCUCAGGGCAUCCAUGGAUUUCCGGGACAAACAGGAUCUUUAGGUACACUUGGAGAUCGUGGGAAAAAAGGCGGCUUAGGAAAUGAAGGAACAACAGGUCCCGCUGGAAACCCAGGGAUGGUUGGAGCCAUGGGAAGGCGUGGAAUCAAGGGAUUUCCUGGACCUUCUGGUCGCCCAGGCCACAUAGGUUUUCAAGGACAAACAGGAUCGCCAGGUUUAAUUGGUUUCGAUCAACCUCCCGGUAAUGAUGGUAUGAAAGGAAGUGUUGGAAAACCUGGACGCAAAGGAUCAAUGGGAGAUCGUGGACCGAGUGGUGUAACUGGAUCUGCUAGUAGUAUUGGAAGUAUGGGAUUUAAAGGAUCUAUUGGACCACCGGGAAUGAAGGGUAGACGAGGAAAUUUUGGGAGGACUGGCAUGAAAGGAGUAAUGGGAAGUAAAGGAUCAGUGGGUGAUCUUGGAUUGGAAGGUAUUGUUGGUGAUCGUGGAUCGCGAGGCAAGAUGGGAGAUGAAGGAGAUUUAGGCCUUGCUGGACUGGAGGGAAUCGCUGGAGAAAAGGGAAUACAAGGAUCUCGUGGUUUUGCUGGCAUCGAUGGUAAAACUGGGAAAAAGGGAGUAACUGGUGGAAAUGGCAAUUUGGGUUUGAAUGGUAGAAAAGGCACAAAGGGAAGAUUUGGUAAAGUUGGUCCUCCAGGAAGUUAUGGUAAACAGGGCUUGAAAGGUCGUAUUGGACGUCCUGGAAACCAAGGCAGAGUGGGAAUAGUGGGUUUACCUGGAGAUGAUGGUGAACAAGGUGAACUUGGUCUUAAGGGUAUUAAGGGAUACACAGGAAGUAAAGGAACUGUCGGGUUAAAAGGACAAGAGGGUCCACAAGGUUCUACGGGGCCUCUAGGUCCUUUUGGUGAUAAAGGAGAAAAGGGUAUGAAAGGUCAUUCUGGUGAUUUUGGAAUGCCUGGUUUUGUUGGUCUAUCGGGUGAACUAGGUGAACGAGGUUUAAUUGGUGAAGACGGUCUUCCUGGGGCACAGGGUUCACCUGGUGAACUUGGUGUGAAGGGAAUCAAAGGACUCUUUGGAGAUAAGGGUCCAUCUGGUGAGAAAGGAAUUCUGGGAUUGAAUGGUGAAGAGGGCAAAAUUGGAGACACGGGAGAACAAGGAUUAAUUGGUGAACCUGGCUUGCUUGGUGUUCCAGGAGAGACUGGUAACCAAGGUCCUCGUGGUCUUCCUGGCCUUUCUGGAUUGCUGGGAAAACCGGGAAAGCUAGGAGACCUUGGUGUUGCCGGAUUAUUAGGAGAAGCUGGCCGACAAGGAACACCUGGAGAAAAAGGUGAAAAGGGUGAUCGUGGAUUGGCUGGAUUGCCAGGUUUAUUAGGAUAUAAUGGAGAUCCUGGUGUAAUUGGUGCUCCUGGUCUCGUGGGAAAUCCUGGCAGUGACGGAAUUAAGGGUGCUUCAGGUAUCCCUGGUCUUAUGGGUGCAACUGGAAAAGAAGGAUUAAGGGGAAGAAGAGGUAUUGCUGGUGAUCCUGGUCCUAUAGGUGAAUCUGGGAUUUCUGGACCUCCUGGGAUAUUUGGUGGUCAUGGGGAACCAGGAAUUAUUGGUAUCAAGGGUGAGGCUGGCUUACCUGGUGAUAGGGGAUUAGCUGGGUUUGAAGGGGAUCAGGGUAAACAAGGUGCUCCUGGACCUUCAGGGACUCGUGGUGAGCGUGGUCGUUUGGGAUCUCCUGGGAUUCAAGGUGCAAAAGGCGCUAAGGGAUAUCAAGGACAUAUGGGAAUGCGUGGCGAAACAGGUCCCGAAGGAAUAUUUGGAAAAAUUGGAGAUAAGGGUAAUAAAGGUGAUACGGGGAUAGUGGGGGACUUAGGAGUGCGUGGGAUUAUCGGAUUUAAAGGUGUAGACGGCAAAAAAGGAAAUAUUGGAGAGAAUGCUCCAAUGGCCCAGUUUGGACUUCUUGGACUGCCGGGAUUUCCUGGUUCUGCUGGCUCACCUGGUGAUAUGGGUCUUGCAGGUUAUUCUGGUGUUGUUGGAGAGGAAGGAAAUAUUGGUUUACCUGGAGUAGAUGGUAAACGUGGUAAAAGGGGACCAUUGGGUAAACAGGGAUUACAAGGAUUAAAAGGAGUACAGGGAGGAUAUGGUGGUGAUGGAUUGCAGGGUGAUCAAGGCCCUCCAGGCUUUGUUGGUGAUAGUGGCAGUAAAGGAAUGAAGGGUGUGCCAGGUGAAUUCGGGAGUCAAGGUGAUAUAGGUCCUAAGGGUAUAGCUGGGAACAUUGGUGGUGAAGGUCUUCAAGGAAUAAAGGGGAUCAUUGGAGACAAGGGUGAUGGGGGGUCUGAUGGAGUCAUAGGUCGUAAUGGAGCUCCAGGAUUGCGUGGUCGCAAAGGAAGAACUGGUUCUACCGGCUCCAAAGGAGUUCGUGGAGAGAAGGGCGCUAAAGGAGAGCAGGGUCCUUAUGGAUUUGAAGGACCUCGUGGUGAUAAAGGUGUUUACGGAGACAUUGGUGAGAUUGGCAAUCCUGGAAGAAAAGGUUUUAUGGGUGAAAAAGGACAUAUUGGUUCUAUCGGUGAAGUUGGAAAAAUAGGAGAAAAGGGUGUAGAGGGUCAAAUUGGUAUCACUGGAUUGACAGGGCAUAGGGGAAGGAAGGGUGUUCGCGGAAAUAUGGGCCCUCCAGGACCUCCUGGACCUUCCGGAGAACCCGGUGGACGUCAGUCACGUGAUGGUUUCUCACGUGAUACAGCGAGAGUUGAAGACAGUCGAGAGGAUCUAACUCAGACACCAAACUAUUAUCAUAGCGACGAAGAGGAAAGUGAAUUUGAACGUGAAAGCAAACCAAGAAAAACUUUGGAUCAAUUUGAAGCAGAACUAUUAACGAAACUUCAUGGUCUUUUUAACGAUUUUGCUCUUUAUCGGAAACCAACUGGAACACGCGAAUUUCCUGCAUUAACGUGCAAAAGUCUUUUUAAUGAUUAUUCACAUUUGAAAAGUGGUAUUUAUUGGCUUGAUCCCAACGAAGGAGUAACUGAAGAUGCUGUGAAGGUUUACUGCAAUGCUGAGAAACGACUGAGCUGUAUCAAACCUCAAGCUAAAAGGACUCAAGUGAAACAAUGGUAUAAAGGAAGUGAUAGAUAUUUAUGGUUUAAACAAGAUAUUGAUGAAAAUUUCAAUUUUCGUUACUCCGUAGAAUCUGAUCAACUGACCUUCUUGCAGUUACACAGUGAUAGAGUAAAACAAACGAUAUUAUACCAUUGUAUCAACUCAACUGCAUGGUUUAAUGCAUCAAAUGACGUCAUUAACUCUAUCAAGUUGCUAGGUGAUAAUGAAAGGGAAUAUGGGGCAACAACUGCUCGUAAACAUCGUCCAAUUGUAAUCGAAGAUGGAUGUAGGAGAAAAACUGCUUCACAAAGUAGUUCUGAAUUCGAAAUCGAUACUUAUAAGACUUCGCGUUUGCCAAUUCGAGAUAUUGCUGUGUAUGACAUUGGAGAUGAUGGUGAAAAAUUUGGAUUGGAAUUGGGAGAUGUCUGUUUUAGUUAAAUAACUUAUUAUCAGUUAGUUCUUUCUUGCUUGUUAUCUUAAACCUGGAUUUUUGGGGGAGUAUAAUCAGCCAUUAUUUAGCUACCACUGUCGCUCUUAAAAACUAUUUAGGUUAGUAUGAAGUAUUAAAUAUGCUUACGAUGUAAAUUUAUCAAUUCUUCAUAACAAAAACAAUCACAGUUUUGUCAACA